This is a messenger RNA of Papaver somniferum (opium poppy), 2208 nucleotides long. RefSeq lists its product as uncharacterized. Gene Ontology annotation, molecular function: aspartic-type endopeptidase activity. The record is from RefSeq and is a predicted model, not a curated record. The coding region runs from base 1 to 2208 and encodes 735 amino acids. Gene Ontology annotation, biological process: proteolysis. The transcript has a single exon. Lineage: Eukaryota; Viridiplantae; Streptophyta; Magnoliopsida; Ranunculales; Papaveraceae.
AUGACGUAUAAAGAGGAUUUAUCAGCUUUACAGGAGAGUAUUACUGGUGUUGCUGAGAAGUUGGAUACUCUCACUGAAACUAUCACCAACUUCUAUGUUCUUGAUGAAGAUGCACAGAAUAAGAAGGCAGUUGAAAAGCUUUUGCAAAAAGAACAAGAAGGCACCGCUCUUGCUGACAGGCUUACCACAUCCUUGCGUACUCUAUUCACAGAAUUUUUUCCUCCAAAUCAUCAAAAUAAUGGCGUUGCGCCUCCUCCACCACCUCCGGUUAAUCAUGGUGUUCAACAAAUGCCACCUAACUCAAUUAAUAUCAAGUUCCCUACUUUCAAUGUUGAGGAUCCUGAUGGCUGGAUUUUCAAUGUUGAUCAGUACUUUAGUGUAUAUAACAACUCUGAUACUCUCAAAAUGAUUGUUGCUUGUGCACAUCUAAAAGGAGAGGCUAAUAUUUGGUAUCGAUGGAAGAGAACCAGAGUUGUUGUUACAACCUGGGUAGAAUUCUGCAAUUUAAUUCGUGCUCGAUUGAACCCUGAAAAGUUUGUUGACGCUCGCCUAGCCAUUAACACCAUGGAGCAAAAAGGUACAGUUCAUCAACAUAUCUCUGAGUUUGAAAAAUUAUUGAACUUUGUUGAAUUUCCACACGAUUACUUGAUAAGUUGUUUUAUCCAUUCACUUAAACCACAUAUUGGGUCUGUGGUAAAACUGCUUGCACUCCAAACUUUGGAUGAGGCUUAUACUAAGGAAAUAUAUCAGGAAGUAUCUUAUGCAGCUACCAAGUUUGUCCCUAAACAACCAUAUCGUCCACCUAUACUCAGAAGUCCAAUUCCUCCUCAACCAGGUAAACAACAUCAGCAAAAUUUUCCUCCGGGUUAUAGGAGAUUAUCACCAAAAGAACAAAGAGAAAAAAGAUCUAAGGGUAUUUUCUUCAAGUGUGAUCAGACAUACAUACCAAAUCAUAUAUGUGUUAAUCCUCAGUUAACUAUCUAUGAUAUUGAGGAACCUACAACUGAACUUGUAAUACAAGUUGUGGUAACUAUUUCUGCGACUGAAGUUGAUAAUUCAUUAGAGGAUGAUUCUAGGGUUGAGGAUGUUCCUUCUAUUUCUAUGAAUCCACUCAUGGGUUCACCCUUUCCUACUACAAUGCGUAUUACAGGUUCUUUUAAAGCUCAACCAAUUACAGUUCUAGUAGACUCUGGUUCUACUCACAAUUUUAUUAGCCCAUCAUUCACCAAACAAUGUGGUUAUCACAUUCAUUCCAAAGAUAAUUCUUUUCGUGUUACAGUGGGUGAUGGUGGCCAUAUACACACUCAAGGAACCUGUUUAAACAUACCAAUUCAGCUACAAAAUCACCUGUUUUCAAUUGAUUUCCAUGUCUUGGCUGUUAGUGGAUGCGAUGUUGUUCUAGGGGUUCAAUGGUUUCGCAAGUUAGGACCUAUUGAAUGGGAUUUUGAAAAAUUAUUAAUGAAGUUUAAAUAUGAUGGAGCAGAAAUUCAAUUAUUGGGUAAUAACUCUUCUACAUUGAUGGUCUUGGAUACUGCUCCCAUGCAGAAAUUGCUACGUAAAGAGGUGUAUGGGUUCUUUAUACAAUUAAUUGCAGUACACAAUUUUGCAUUAAUUACUCCUUUAAUCGAAAACCCUGAAAUUAAGAAGUUGCUAUCUACCUUUCAAGAUGUGUUUGCAACACCAACUUCUCUUCCUCCGACAAGACUGCAUGAUCAUCGCAUUCCGUUGCUACCAUAUUCCGCUCCUGUUAAUGUUCGUCCAUAUAGAUAUCCAGAUUUUCAAGAGGAUGAGAUUGAAAAGAUUGUUUCAAAACUCAAGCAAGCAGGUUUCAUACGCCCAAGUUCUAUUCCAUUUUCUUCACCCAUAUUAAUUGUCCGUAAGAAAGAUGGGUCAUGGAGAAUGUGUGUAGAUUACAGGGCUUUAAACAAGUUGACAAUUAAAGAUCGAUAUUCUAUUCCUAUGGUGGAUGAGUUGUUAGAUGAACUGCAUGGUGUCGUUAUUUUCACAAAGCUUGAUUUACGUUCUGGAUAUUAUCAAAUACGUCUAUAUGGACCUGAUAUUCCUAAAACGGCGUUUAGAACUCAUGAUGGUCACUAUGAGUUUAUUGUCAUGCCUUUUGGGCUCUCCAAUGCGCCAGCUACCUUCCAAAGCUUAAUGAAUCAUAUAUUCAGACCAUAUUUGAGAAAGUUUGUGCUCGUUUUUUUAUGA